Molecule: messenger RNA, 1575 nt
Organism: Puccinia triticina
Lineage: Eukaryota; Fungi; Basidiomycota; Pucciniomycetes; Pucciniales; Pucciniaceae
Exons: 6
Coding region: 1-1575 (524 amino acids)
Biological process (GO): fungal-type cell wall biogenesis; carbohydrate catabolic process
Molecular function (GO): mannan endo-1,6-alpha-mannosidase activity
Source: RefSeq, a predicted model, not a curated record
AUGGCCGAUUCCAACCACGACCGCAUACCUCCACUCGGGAAUAAAUCCCAGAGCAUCUCGGCAAUGCGGCUUUUGCCGUACCCGGCCCCCGCCACCAGCCAUCUUCUGCCAUCUUCUGCUGCCCCGGGGCCGUGCCGUGCCAGACCCGCCCAGCCCGCCCAACAGUUGCAGCCCUCCCUGGCUAAGCCUACUCUUUCGACCCCGUCCCUUCUGCCGCUCACAGAGGCCGUCUCGCUGAACGUCAACGACGUCUCGGCCCUCAAGAAUGCAGCCUCCGCCGCACUCACCAACCUCAUGAGCUUCUACACCCCCAACCCCAGCGGCGUCUUCGACCAGGCCCAGACCCCCUGGCAUGAGUCCGGAAUGAUCUGGGGUCUCUUCAUGGACUAUGCCAAAUACACCGGCGACACCCAGUUCCUCGACGUCGUCACCGGGGCCCUCGUCAAUACUUCCUACGGCUCUGAACAAGAUCUUCUCGGUGGAGCAAUGUCUUCGACAGCGGCCACUUUAUUAGGACGAUGGAACGAUGAUAUCCUGUGGCACAGUUUAGUUCCUAUCGGAGGGGCCGAAAUCUACGGCGCUAAUUCCAUCAUGCCGGGCUCUAAGGGUCCAUGGAUAACACUUGCUCAAAAAACAUACGACCAGACCUAUCAACAAUGGGACGACGGAUGUGGUGGAGGAAUCUACUGGUCUCGUGAUCGGAAUGGAGCGUCGGCACCCUACAAGUCUCUGAUCACCCAACUCGAGUUCAUUCAGCAAGGAGCGCGGAACUUCAUGGCCAACAAAAACAACACUGCUUUAGAUCUCUCGAAGGCGGCCAUGGACUGGGUGUUCUCAUCCGGGCUCGGAAACGUGCAAACCGGUGUGCUCUACGACGGAAUGAACGUGGGCGAAUGCGGGAAGUUUACGUCGCAUAUAUGGAGUUACAACUACGGCGCGCUUUUGGGAGCGCUAGCCUGGAUGCACAAGGCCACCGGAAACAACACCUAUCUGGACCUGGUCGCGCCGUUCUACAACUACGCCCAGCUGACGUUCAGCGGCCAGAAGGUGUCGAACGUGGUCACCGAGACCUGUGAGCCGGGGGCGAAAUGCAACCGAGACCAGCAGGGCUUCAAGGCGAUCUAUCUGCGCAACCUAGCGUACACCUAUCGGGAGGCGACGUCCGACCAAGUGAAAGGUGCGAUCAAGUCGACGAUCGAUGCGUCGGUUGCAGCCAUGGUCCAGUACUCAUGCGACGACGAUUGGUUCUGUAACGGCAACUGGACCGCCGAUGCCACCCCUGUCAAAUACGUCCGCUCGCAGCACGUUGCCGCCGCCCUGCUCGUCUCCGCCCUCGGCGUCCAUCUCAGCCCGGAGGGCGGUCUGUUGCCUAAGAUCACCCCCGGCCAGCUCACCGAUACCACUAACGGCGCCGCCGGUCUCGGCUCCGGUGGCACUAAAAACCCCGGCAAAGUCACUAGUAAACCCCUUGCUGCCGCCUCCGGACUCAAGGUCACCUUCUCCUCUAUCUUCCUCGGACUGUUCACGGUCGCAUUCUCUACAUCCAUCUUCGACCCGCUCGCCUUCAUACCUUAA